GGUCUGGGGCAAACUGGGAGGGAUUGGGGAGCACUGGGAGGGACUGGGAGCACUGGGAAGGGCUUGGGAGGGGAACUGGAAGGGACUGGGAUGGACUGGGAUGGAAAAUCCCUGGUCUGAACUGGUCCACACUGGUCCACACUGGUCCAUACUGGUCCAUACUGGUCCAGACUGGUCCGUACUGGUCCGUACUGGUCCCGCAGGAGUUCCCAGGCGCGGGGGUGCCCCAGUUUGAUUUGCUGCUGCUGGGGCUGGGCCCGGACGGUCACACCUGCUCGCUGUUCCCGGGCCACGCCCUGCUCCAGGAGCAGCAGGCCCUGGUGGGGUUCCUGGAGGACUCCCCGAAGCCGCCGGCGCGGCGCGUGACGAUGACGCUGCCGCUGCUCAACGCCGCGCGCUCCGUGCUCCUCGUGGCCGCCGGCGCCGCCAAAGCGCCCGCCGUCAAGCGGAUCCUGGAGGGCCGGGAGGAAUUCCCGCUGCCGGCCGCUCGGGUCCGGCCCCGCUCCGGCCGCCUCCGCUGGCUCCUGGACCGGGAAGCGGCCGAGGAGCUGCGGAACCCCCCGGGAAAAAACCCCGGGAAUCCCGGAAUUCCCGGGGGAAAGAAACCGGGAGCCGAAGAUCCCCACGGGGAGUGACGGAAAGUUCCGGAACUGGGAUUCCCCCUGCCGGGAAUCGGGGAGUUCCGGUGGGAAACGUCCCGGGAAUCGGGAAUUCCGAUGGAAAAAACCCUCAGGAAUUGGGAAUUCUGAUGGAAAAACCCCCCAGAAAUUGGGAAUUCCGAUGGAAAAAACCCUCAGGAAUCGGGAAUUCUGAUGGAAAAACCCCCCAGAAAUUGGGAAUUCCGAUGGAAAAAACCCUCAGGAAUUGGGAAUUCUGAUGGAAAAACGCUCCAGGAAUUGGGAAUUCCAAUGGAAAAUGUCCCAGAAAUCCAGAAUUCCAUUGGAAAACCCCCCAGGAAUCGGGAAUUCCGGUGGGGGAUUUUAGAGCUUGGAAUUCCAAUGGAAAAACCCCCCAGAAAUCGGGAAUUCUAUUGGAAAAAUGUCCCAGAAAUUGGGAAUUCUGAUGGAAAAUGUCCCAGAAAUCGGGAAUUCCAAUGGAAAAUGUCCCAGAAAUCGGAAAUUUUGAUGGAAAACGUCCCAGAAUUCGGGAAUUCCGAUGGAAAAUGCCCCAGAAAUCGGGAAUUCUGAUGGAAAACCCCUCAGAAAUCGGGAAUUCUGAUGGAAAAAUGUCCCAGAAAUCCGGAAUUCUGAUGGAAAAACACUCCAGGAAUUGGGAAUUCCAUUGGAAAAUGCCCCAGAAAUCCGGAAUUCCAUUGGAAAACCCCACA
Messenger RNA from Cyanistes caeruleus (blue tit), 1327 nucleotides. The record is from RefSeq and is a predicted model, not a curated record. NCBI's taxonomy places the organism in Eukaryota, Metazoa, Chordata, Aves, Passeriformes, Paridae.